AUGAGCUCCCUACCAUACAAAGGCCAUCAUUUGCAGCAGCGGCAACAACGGCAGCAACGGCAGCCGCUCAUGUUCAGCCCAGCGUCGCGCACGCCAAUGUCGCCGCAACUCGCGGCACCGUCGCCAGCACUUCUCCCAUUUGCGGCUUCUUCAGUCUCAGCCAUGCGCGAGCCGGUUGCACGUGCCCCUGCCCAACCGGGCCUGAGUCAGGCCACACUGACGCCACUGCCGUUUAAUCCUCCUGCACCCGCACCCCAACAGCAGCAUCAACAUCAACAGCAGCAGCAGCAGCAGUCGCCGUGGGUGUCGUCGUUGCUCUCAAUGAUGAGCGCUUCCCAGUCACUGCAGCAGCAGACGCAGCAGCACCAGAUGCUACAGGAGGAGCACCGCCAGCAGCGGCGAAAGCACCAGGGCCGCAUCAAGAGCAAACGCUAUCGCGAGCGGAAGAAGGCGCUCCUCACCACCUUGGAACACGAGGCCAAGCAGUUGCACCAGCAAUGUCACCACACGCUUGCACUCCUCGUCUCUCGUGGGCUCGACGUCAACUCAAUCAUUCAGACAUUCCCGACCCAGCUUGGGCAGCGCGAGUUUCGCGUGCCUUAUGUUCGGCAAUCGUACUCUGACGAACAUUUCCAAGCUGAUUGUACACGCGAAGGGCUGGCGUUUGCAAAUGAGGAGGAGGCUCGCCAUGAGAAAAGCAAGAGGACUUCUCGCUUCUAUCGCGCAGAAAAACGGCGUGAAGAGAAAGCCUGGAACGAACAUGUUGCCGGAUAUCGGAGGUGCCUGUCCCAUCUCGAGGAUUUCUACACCGCCUUUGGCACAAUGCAGCCACCACCACACCACCAGCAGCAGCAGCAGCAUCAACAGCAACGACAACAACAACGACACCACUCUUCGUCUUCCUCCAUGGGGCAAAACUAG
Messenger RNA from Salpingoeca rosetta, 921 nucleotides. RefSeq lists its product as uncharacterized. The transcript has 5 exons. The record is from RefSeq and is a predicted model, not a curated record. Bases 1 to 921 code for a protein of 306 amino acids. Lineage: Eukaryota; Choanoflagellata; Craspedida; Salpingoecidae.